AUGUCUACCGUCGACAUAAAGAAAAGGUGCCCUGAAGGAAGAAGUCCGGGUACAUGUCAGGAUGAUCGAUUUAUACAGGCAGAAAAAGGAAAUCUUCCAGAUAACGCCAAAGGCUACGAAUACGUCACUCACGAUUUAUCCAAUAUUACAUGGACAGGAGAACUAACAUAUGAUGGCCACCCUCUUGUAAUAGAAGGUGAUAGAGGAACUACUACGUUUUCCAAAAAGUAUCCUAAUCUCAAGGAAGUGACUACAUACUACUAUAGAGAAGGUGAGAAAUAUGAAGAAAAGAUACAGAUACCCCUUGUCCUCAGAAUUCAUAGUGUAGGAAGACCAUAUUACUUGUACCUUAACAAGGGUGGAGACCAUACAAAAUGGAAAAGUGUACCUUUGAAAGAUUUAAAGGAAAUUCCUGCACAUGGUAAUACCACCGAAUACCUUAAUGAGAAGUUAAAGCGUCAGACGUGUACUCUUCACAGACUCCAUAAAAUUGAUAUACGUAAUGAUGGAACUAACAAGACUAACCCGUACACAUGUCCUGUUUGUAAAAAGGCCAAGUUAUUUUUAAAGGUGGAUACGCCAGGACAGCCUAUCGACUAUUACAAAAAGUGUUGUCAUGCUCCACAAGAUACUAAAGGUAAAAUCAAAUACCCACUUACUUAUGGAAAUGAUCUUAUUAAAUACCGAGAACGUGAUGACAAAUCAAAAUCACUAUCUGUUAAAAAGGGUGAUGAUAUUUCCGUUUACUACUGGGAAGGAGAUGAUAAGCAUGAAAAUCCUCUCUUGAUACAAGUUAAACGCGCUGGCGGAGGUGAUUCGGAGUGGUAUGAGAAUGAUCUGCAAUAUAAGGAUAAAAAUUACAAGUGGAAGAAGUUGGGAGAACAAGAAACUAGCGGUUUCUCUGGAAUGUCCGGAAAUUUUAAGAAAAAACUGGAUGACCUCAAUUGUAAACUCAAUAGAUCUGUGAGGAUCAACUUAGGAUUGGACUCGGGCUGUCAUGAUUCCAAUGAUCAUAGACACAAGGACAGAAUAAAGGCUUUUCAUAAUGGUGCAUUUAACAAAUCUCCUUUGAUUUCUGCAUAUGAAUAUACAAGUAAAGAAUCGGGUGAGAAACUAUUUUCUGUAGCGGAACUAUUUAUUGUAGGCUAUAGACAAAAGGUACAAUCCACUAACCUAUUCUUAAAGGAUGUUACAAAGGUUAUUUCAUAUGCUUCGUUUUGUGAUCCUACAAAUCCAUUCCUUAUACGUGUGGAAUUCAAUAAUAGUAAUGAGAAUAAGUGGUACGAAAGAAAAACUAAUAAUACCUGGGAGAGGAAAGAUAAUGACUUGUCUAGCCAAAUCGGGGAAAUUUUCGCCAAUGUUAAGGCAAAACUAAGUAUAAAAGAAUGUCCUACUUCUGCCCCUCCUCCAAAAGAGGGUGUCAAGAUAAAUAUAACAGAACAACCAAAGGGUGGUACACUUAAUGGUACCUACAAUACUAUCUUUGGUGCUCAUACCGAUUAUGUCGUCAUUAAUAAGGGUUUUGCCGAUUUAAAUAAGGGUUUCUUUAGGGUCACUCACCAAACUGCUACAGAGAAAUCCUUUCUACUAAGUAGAGAGCUAGAUAAUGGAGAGGAAAUAAAAACUGGUACAGGAAUGGGAAGGCCAUUAGACGUCCAGUAUGUAGAGGUAUACUUUUGGCAGGGGGUCCCUAACUUGCCAAUUCUACUUGGGAUUAGUCAGGGUGGACAUCUUAAGUACUAUAGCAAAGGUUUUUCGUGGAUAAAUGCUGGUAACUCUAAUAAUACACUUGAAUAUCUUCUCGAUGAGAAGAAUUGUCAAAGGAACAACGCUAUUCCAAUUAACCUCCGAAACCCUGAAGACCCUUCUCAGCUUUAUACUGAUUGUCAAGUACCGACAUCUAUAAAGGAGACAAAAAAAAUAUCUAUUUAUUCACAUUACUUAGUUUCUAAAAGUGACUACACUGUUAAGGAAUACAAAGUUGGUGGAGGUGGUGCAAGAAUAUCCAGAGUUACAUUUGAUAAAGAUACGAAUAUAGAUCCUCUUCCUACUCCUGUUACUAAGAUUAAGCUAUAUUACUGGCAACAUGGAAGGACUCUUCCACUUCUUGUUGAGUUCAUUAGUGAUUCUAGCCAGCGUGCAUUCUUUGAGAACAGUGAUGAGAAGAGUCUUACUUGGGCACCUGUUGGAGGGGAUGAAGCCAAGAAGUUUUACAAAAAUGGUCCUCCACGAAAUGAUUAUACUGAUGAAAUUACUAAGAAGCUCGAUGAAGUUAGCUGCAGGGUCCACCAUACAGUUAAUAUAGACGUAUUUAAGAAGAGGGAUAGAAAGUCGUAUUGUCAUGAUAGAUGUAUACCGAAUAGGAUAAAGGUUAACGCUAAGUAUAACACCCCUGGAUACACUGCUUACCAACAUACUUCUAAUAUUUACGGGGAGACUUUUACAGUAACCGUUAUAACUAGUCAUGGUCAAGAACAAAAUACCAGUCUACCGUAUCCUCUCAGAGAUGUAAAACAAGUUACAAUAUAUUUUCCAGAAUGUAAUGUAGAUUAUCCAGUUGCUAUGCAUAUUGAAUCCGGUGGAGAAAAUUUAAAAGAGGGAAAGUGGCUUAAGAAUGAAACUGGAAAGGGGAACUGGGUUCAGUUUAAUCCAAGUGGCGAAAACAAUAUCGCUACAAUUCUAGGAAAACUCAAAGUAAAUAUACCAAACUGUGAAGAGACUGCCAUUCUGGAACACCAAUUAAAAUCAGAAAAAGCCGCUGAAAUUGGUGAACAAGCUGCUCUUGAAUCUGCUGAUCCUACUCCUGCUAUUAUAUCUACUGACGAAGAAGAGGAUGGAUAUGACGAUAUUACUACUUCCAUGGAGUAUGCUCAAUUUGCUGCUCAAGGAACUCCUGGUCCUGACUCUUCUCCAGCCCCUUCUAAUAAAGGCUCUAAUCCUCCUAUUAAGACUAUCUCUAUUAUCACAUCUUCUGUUCUUGGUGCUUCAGGAUCCAUAACAGGGUUUGCUUACUGGAUCUACCAGCGCUUUGCUGGAGACCCUUGGGUUAGACAGAUUUAG
Molecule: messenger RNA, 3060 nt
Organism: Theileria equi strain WA
Lineage: Eukaryota; Apicomplexa; Aconoidasida; Piroplasmida; Theileriidae
Exons: 1
Coding region: 1-3060 (1019 amino acids)
Source: RefSeq, a predicted model, not a curated record